This is a messenger RNA of Ilex paraguariensis (yerba mate), 270 nucleotides long. NCBI's taxonomy places the organism in Eukaryota, Viridiplantae, Streptophyta, Magnoliopsida, Aquifoliales, Aquifoliaceae. The record is from the annotation of a GenBank genome assembly.
AUGAUGCUCCACCAAUUCUUCCGAGAUGAUGCAACAACGGUGGCUAGUGGAGACAAAAAGGAAGGGGAUGGAGAAGAGGAGAGCAGUAAGCCUCCUAGAGAUAAGGAGGAAGGGAAGGGUGUCAAUGAAGCUGUUGAGGAACAACCCGAGCUAGUUAAGGAGACCGUGGGGGAUACUAUUGACUCGACUGAGGAGAGGGAGGCAAAUGAAGUGCCCAGGGAGGCUACUAUAGGUGCUAAUCCAGCCAAGCAGAUCGAGGAGGCGAUCUGA